Messenger RNA from Aspergillus pseudotamarii, 2043 nucleotides. RefSeq names its product asparagine synthetase B family protein. Gene Ontology annotation, cellular component: cytosol. The transcript is spliced from 6 exons. The coding region runs from base 1 to 2043 and encodes 680 amino acids. NCBI's taxonomy places the organism in Eukaryota, Fungi, Ascomycota, Eurotiomycetes, Eurotiales, Aspergillaceae. The record is from RefSeq and is a predicted model, not a curated record. Gene Ontology annotation, molecular function: asparagine synthase (glutamine-hydrolyzing) activity.
AUGUGCGGAUUAACGGCCUUUUUGACUGUUGGGGGAACACCUGGUUGUGUUCAGUGUGCCAAUAAUGCCCCCAGCCUAGAGAAACAGCUAGAGGAAAGCUUAGACUUGGUCAAACAUCGAGGUCCAGAUGCGCGUGGUCGUUGGUUCAGCCCUGACCACCGGGUCGGUCUGGGACAUGUCCGACUCUCGAUCAUCGACUUGAGUCCUGCAGGAAACCAACCGUUCCACGACAACGAGGGCGCUAUUCACGCUGUCGUCAAUGGCGAGCUCUAUGACCACGAGCAGUAUCGAACAGAGCUGGCCCAGGAGUACGACUUCAAAAGUAACAGCGACUGUGAAAUCGUCAUUGCGCUCUACCGACAUUAUGGAAUAUCCUUUCUCAAUAAAUUGAGAGGCGAGUUUGCUCUUGUCCUCUAUGACGCGAAUCGCAAGCUGUUCUUGACGGCCCGUGAUCGAUAUGGUAUCAAGUCACUGUACUGGACCAUGGUCGGAAAUCGGCUUUUGGUCGCUACAGAAAUGAAGUCUUUCCUCCCUUUUGGCUGGAAGCCAGAGUGGGAUGUCGUAGGUAUCAGGGAAGGCGCCUGGCUAAACGGCUCGCAGAUGUUCUUCAAAGGGGUGCAACGACUUGCCCCUGGGCAGUACAUGGUCAGUCGGAACUCCAUGCCCCCUGAGGUGGGAACGUACUGGGAUACCGAUUAUCCAGAUAAAAAAACAGUCUACGCGCAUUCUGAGGAAGAGGUAAUAGAUCGAGUGAGGGAGCUUAUGCUCGAUGCUGUCCGAAUCCGACUGCGUGCUGAUGUGGGCCUGGGGAUCUAUUUGAGUGGAGGUCUAGACUCGUCCGCCAUAGCGGGUAUGGCCGUGAAGCUUGUCCAGGAAGGAACCAAGCUCGGGAACGACACAAGCGGUGAGCGUUCAAAAAUAGACUGCUUCACGGUCCAAUUUGAAAAAGAUAGUGGGUACGACGAGUCAGAUAUCGCGCGACGAACCGCUGAGUGGUUAGGCGUCGGAUAUCACCCCGUAUACUUGAACGAGGAGGCCAUUGCCGCCAGACUCGAGGAUACAGUCUGGUACAGUGAAACCCCAGCCGCCAAUGUCAAUGGAAUGGGACGACUGGCAGUAGCUGAGGCUGCCCAUGCCAUGGGGAAAAAAGUCAUUCUCACCGGCGAGGGCUCCGAUGAGCACUUCUCGGGCUAUUCUGACUUGCUACCCAACUUCCUUCUAGAGCCGGAUCCUUCGUGGCCGCAGUCUCUCGCUAAACAGAGUGACUUCGCAGAAGCUUGGAAAGUCAUGGAGGAGAGAAAUCAAAUACUCUCGAUAGGUAUGGAUGAUGUGGCUGCUCCAACAAAACGUAUGCUUAACAAUACCACGUUAUGCGCCCGGUUAAGCAUGAUCACCAAUUUGCCCUACGCAUCUUGGACAGACCAGCUUGCGCUGAGGACUCCAGCUGCAGCAUUUGCGGAGAACUUCGGUGUCCAGGUCCUUCACAAGAUGAUGGAGAAGUGGCAUCCUCUUCAUUCGACACAGUAUCAAUGGAUGAAAUCUGUGCUCGCGAACUAUAUCCUCCGCUAUAUCGGUGAUAAUAUUGACAUGGUCCACCAGAUUGAGACGCGACCGCCCUUCCUUGACCAUCACGUCACAGAAUAUGCGAAUAAUAUUCCCCCAAGCCUCAAAAUCAAAUAUGACUCUGAGAGCAAAACUUUUCGCGAGAAGAAUGUCCUGCGUGAGGCUAUGAAGCCAUUUGUUACGGAGGAAAUCUAUAACCGUACAAAGCACCCAUUUGUCGGACCAGUGAAAUACCAAGAAGAUGGCCCCGUGCACAAGAGCUUAAAACGACUAUUGACAGAAGAAAAUGUCAACAAGCUGGGAUUUCUCGACAAUGAUCGGGUGCAGAGCGAUCUCCUGAAGGCAUUUCGCGACAAGGAUGGUGUGUGCUUCCAGAGAGCAUUCACUGUGGCUCAGUACGUUGUCCUUGGACAAAGAUUUGGGGUCAAGAAGGCCCAGGAUCCUGGAUGCAGCAAGACAUCCUCUAGGCUGCUGGUAUGA